Messenger RNA from Dicrocoelium dendriticum, 3567 nucleotides. Lineage: Eukaryota; Metazoa; Platyhelminthes; Trematoda; Plagiorchiida; Dicrocoeliidae. The record is from the annotation of a GenBank genome assembly.
AUACAGAAUGACUCGUUUGUCGAAAUGUAGACACACAAUGGUGUGUCCGCACACAAACACACACAAGCGAAGUAGAAGUUUUGCGUCGACGAUUCGACGAGGACAAUGCGACCGGUUGUCUGCACCUCGCUCUCAUUGUUCAUCAUUGUAGCAUUGUUCUUUCAAUGGAACAUAGGAAAACCAUUCCACUCAACAGAGCGAUUGUUAUCUCGUAUAGGCCUUCACGAUUGCAGCUGUAAUUUAUGCAAGGCAGCAACCAUGGGUGAUAUUUUGUGUCCACAUAUACAUAAUCACGAAACGACCAGACGAAUCACCACAUGAAGAGGCGUGCGGUUCCAUUCGUUUCAUGCUUGCUCAUUCUCGUUCCCUUCCUUCAUUCGUCCCGUCAACCUCGGACGUAUACGCACAUACGAUUGAAUUCAGGUCCCUGUUGGCACAGCCAAGACCACAGGACAGAUUGAACGGAAGGAACAAGAAAAAAGAGACAGACAGCCAGUUUUAUUGUUUCGGUAUUGAUCAAAAACGCGGACCAACCCUUUUGCAUAAAUGUACUACGUAAUGGGAAGUGGUGUCCAAAACGUUGUGCUUCUCAUCGGUCACACAGUUAACCAGCAAACAAUUGAUUUCAAGUGUACAGCCUCCGAAUCCGAUUAAAACACCGUGUGAACAUAUACGCGAGCGUUCUGCAGGCCGAGGCUUCUGAGGAUAUACAGUUGUACGCAUAUUGUGUGUAUGUGGAGUCAAGUCUGAUUAGGUGCCAUUUGAAGACUCAAGUAUGACAGAAGUGUAACUGGUUUUCACUUUCCACCGACUCUCCCGACAAGUUUAGACUGUGCAAAAGUUCGUCGACAGACGGUUACGAAGAAAAUACUCUGGCUUCGAAUGGCCUUUAGGUUCAACGCAUGAAGACAACUGCAUUAUAUCCAAGUUUGGCAUAGCAACAACGGUACAAAUGAUGCAAGCCGAUUCGCAACAGAAUGCAGCAAACUCGUUAACCCAAUCGAAAACAUCCAGUCGCGAUGACGAAGUGACUCCAGAAAAAAGCAAAUCUGACCACCCGCCAAACGUUCAAUGGCCCACUUCUUCAUAUAAAAUCACAGUUGCAGCUAAUCAAAUUUCGGAAUCACUCACUGGAAUAUGUGACUCUGCAGAGUUUCCACUGGCUGACAAGUUGCUUUUGUUAUCUGAAGUUGCCGGAUGCAUAGUCCAACUGACGGAACACGUAACAUCAGAAGCCGAGGCCGCUAAAAUCACAAAGAACUGUGAUGAAGAAAACCAAAAAGAAAUUCCGCUGAACCUUACCAAAUCUCGGUCUGACGAUCCGUCUCCGCUGGAAACAUCGCAACGCGACUCAGUGGAAGCAGGCUGUGACGCAACUGCUCGCUUGCGGCCUGUUUCAAAUCUUCAAGAAUCCCCACCCAUAAAUGGCGAGGUUAAAACAACCGGUCCCCUUACGGAUGCUCAGGUUAUGCGUGCGCGUUGGAUCAACUCAGAAUCCGAACAUUCGAUACAACAGUUGAAGCAAUCAAGAACUAAACUGGAUGAGCUACUGCGCCUGCAAGCCGGACUCCCUUCACCACGUGUCUUUCAAACAACUUUGAGCAAGGCUGCAACAGCUUUCGAAGACGAAACUCACUCCCAUGAACUUAUGCACUUGACAAAAAUGUACGAAGUGGAAUGGGCAAAACAACUCAUGCAGCUCUAUGAAUGUCUGAGCAGAUGGCUGUGUACCUUUCUGAAUUCGUCUGAGCAGUUAGGGUCCUCGUACAGCUCCACUCCUGACGUUUUAUCUUCACUUACCCAAACCGCAAAUUGUCAAGUCCAAACUCCUUGUUCAGUUUCUCACAAUCGUACUGACACUUGCACACCCACAGAAAAGAGUGCGAACCGGGCAGUUUCAUUGGACUCACACCGGUCUCCUUGCUCGGACGCGAACCCAAGUUAUGGUAGUGCGUCGAAGAUCAAUAAUCACUCCCAACUUAGUGGCAGCCCUAAACCAUUUCUGUCUGUGUCUAGUCUACUGAACGGUGAAACACUUACGGGUAAACAAAGUGCAAUACAGCUGGCACAAAAUCCUUUCCCGCUGUCGCUACAGUCGGCCUACUCACACGAACAAGCUGUGGACACAGACCACACGGACUUGACACAAACGUCUGCUCAUACGGAUCAAUCAAUAUAUUCCACCUGUUCCAGCGCUGCUGCCCAUUUACAUACACCUGACGCUGUACGCGUAUUUGAUUUGAGUCGAGAUGCGAAGAAUGCGGUCCGAAAAACACCCAUUACUGUUACCCCAUUGAGUCCUCUGAUUCCACUCGCAGGUUUAAGCUCCAAGCCAGUGCUUCCGAACUGGAAUUUCAAGUCGGUGUCGAAGAGUGACUUUGAUAUCCAAUAUCGGAAUGGAGCCGGUGCACAACUAGAUGAGAGCAUCUUUGCAGGUUCUUGCAAGCUCUUCCCGGAGUGCAACACCACAACAAGCAGCAGCAAGUCAACGCCCUCAUCAGGCCAACGAAUCAAUGGCCCGCAGUCUCGGAAUGAGAGGACAGGUCAUAUCAAACGUCCUAUGAACGCAUUCAUGAUAUGGGCAAGAGAAGAGAGACGAAAAAUUUUGAAGGCUUGCCCGGACAUGCACAACAGUGACAUAUCGAAAUUCCUAGGCACCAAAUGGAAGGCGAUGAGCCCUGAAUCCAAGGAACCGUACUACGAGGAACAAGCUCGUCUGAGCAAGCAGCAUAUGGAAGAGCACCCCGCUUACCGAUAUCGUCCAAGACCAAAACGAACGUGCACUGUGGAUGGACGGAAGGUGCGAAUUUCAGAGUACAAGGAGCUGAUGCGUUUGAGUGGAGACGUGGGCGGGUUACAUUGGACCGACUCACCUGUUGAACAGACUCAGAAGGUGGUCGAGGGGGUCCUCGACUCUGCAUCAUUGUGAUUGUGUCUGGUCGUUCGGAUGCAUGUGAUCGCGUGGACAAGGCGGACAGGAGGCAGAGAAAGCGCCAUCCACGGAAGCUGAGCACUAUCGCAAUUAUCGAAGGGACAAAACUCAAUGAAGUUCAGUAUGAUUGCAGACAAGUUGGAGCGCAUUGGCCAGAACAGUAGCGAGAGCACAGCACGUACACUCCACCAAACACACUUGGUGCAGCGGUGUCUAGUUGACUGGGCGGAUGGUGCUACUGCGUGAUUGAUAGACAGAAGGUGGAUCGAGUACAACUUACUCGGGCUAACCAUAAUCGUAAAGAGCCAGAUAAUCAACGAAAAAAUUGGCACGGAAUCACAUCAGCCAAGUUCAUUGCGACCCUAGACAGAGCAGAAGUAGCUUGAACCAUCGGAUGAAGAGCGCAUGCGGACCAAAACACAUGAAGAGAACAGGUGGCGACGAUAAGAAAUAGCUAGUGAAAGACCACCACCGUUGAACAAUGAUUCAAAUUUUGUACAGUAUACAUAAACUAACACUCUGGAAAUGGUAUAUGUUGCUUCCUGCAAUUGCUCUGUGUUGACUCUCACAUAACUACACGAAAGCCGACAUCAUACGGAACGAAUACACACACUCCACCCACAAUCUUAUAGAUC